Scatophagus argus is the source of this 6327-nucleotide messenger RNA. RefSeq names its product TLE family member 2, transcriptional corepressor b (gene tle2b). Gene Ontology annotation, molecular function: protein binding; transcription corepressor activity. The transcript is spliced from 20 exons. The record is from RefSeq and is a predicted model, not a curated record. Bases 821 to 3139 code for a protein of 772 amino acids. Gene Ontology annotation, cellular component: nucleus; transcription regulator complex. Gene Ontology annotation, biological process: negative regulation of canonical Wnt signaling pathway; regulation of DNA-templated transcription. NCBI's taxonomy places the organism in Eukaryota, Metazoa, Chordata, Actinopteri, Scatophagidae.
UUUCCUGCUUUCCUCUUGCGUUUUUUCCACAUUUAGAUUAAAAACAAAGCUCUCUCUCUCUUUCUCUCCCUUGUCCCCUCCCUCCUCCCCCUUCUUCUCAUCCUUCUUAUCCUUCAUCUUCUUUUCUGCGGCAGCAGUCAAGGCAGAGGCUUCAGUGUGUCAGAGAGAGGGUGAAGAGGAGGAAAAAGCAGAGAAGAAGACUGUUUGGACGGAGCUGAGUGUGUGUUUGUGUUUGUAUGUUUCGCCAUUGGGCGGCCGGGUGAAGGGGCACGAGGAGAAGAGUAGGAGGGGAAGAGGGGAGCCAGCCUGGAUGAAAUCCUCAGUGUCAUGUCACUACGUGUGAACCUUGACUGAUCACAGGCUGAGGUAAAGGGAGAGAGACACUGAGAGGAGGACGAAGAGGUGGAGAGAGAGAGAGAGGAGUAGAAACUGAGACUUUGAUUUGACUGGAAAAAGAAGAAGAAGAAGAAGAAGGAGGAAGAUCAGGAGGUAAAGUCCGGUGCUUUGUGUUUAUGUUUUAUCAUGACAUUGUUGGAUAAACGAGCUGACGGAAUGAGCCCUCCUCAGUUGUGUGUCAACGGGAAUUUGCCUUAGGAGACAGAGAGAGGGAAAGACUGGAAGAAAAGAAGGAGAGAGACUCUGGAGGAGUAAGACUGCUGUGUUCAACCCCGCUAAGGAGCAGGGACUGGACUUACUGAGUGUGUGAGAGCUUGUGAGUCCUGUGUGUGUGUGUGUGUAACCGGUGGAGGGCAGAGGAGUGGAGGGCCAGGUGACUAACCUGGCCAUCAAACGGACUGGCAGCCUCUCCUCUCCUGGGAUCAUGUACCCUCAGGGCAGGCAUCCGGUCCCCUUGCAGCCUGGCCAGUCUUUCAAGUUCACAGUCCUGGAAACUCUGGACCGCAUCAAGGAGGAAUUCCAGUUCCUCCAGGCGCAGUAUCACAGCCUGAAGCUGGAGUGUGAGAAGCUGGCCAGUGAGAAGACUGAGAUGCAGAGGCACUACAUCAUGUAUUAUGAAAUGUCCUACGGUCUCAACAUUGAGAUGCACAAACAGGCGGAGAUCGUCAAGCGUCUCAGUGCCAUCUGCGCUCAGAUCAUCCCUUUCCUCUCUCAAGAGCACCAGCAACAGGUGGUCCAGGCAGUGGAGAGGGCCAAGCAGGUCACUAUGGCUGAACUCAAUGCCAUUAUCGGGCAGCAGCAGCUCCAGCACCUGUCUCACCACGCCCCUGGCAUCCCCCUGACGCCACACCCAUCAGGCCUGUCCCUGGGCGCUGGGGGCUCAGGACUUCUUGCGCUGACGGGGGCCCUGGGGGUCUCGGCCCACCUUGCCUCCAAAGAUGAGCGCAACCACCUUGACCCCGAACAUCUCAGAGAGGGAGCACCCAGCAGGAGUAAGUCAGCGUCUUCUACAGACAGUCAGCCCAAUGAGGAGCGCCAGGGCCCGUCAGGAGGCUACUCCUCCUCGCAGGGAGGAGCUGAUGCAAAGAGGAGGCGCUGUGAUGACAAAGAGCCCCUUGCCCCACACUCCUAUGACAGCGAUGGAGACAAGAGUGAAGACAAUCUCGUAGUGGACGUCUCCAAUGAAGAGCCCAACUCUCCUGCAGGCAGCCCUCCUCACUCCCCCCACGGGAAUGGGUUGGACCGGGCUCCUACCCUAAGGAAAGAGCUCCCGGGCUCCUCAAACACAGGAGAGGCCCCCUCCACCCCAAACCCCCGCAGCCCCACCCCAGGGAAAGUCAAGGACCCCGCACAGAUGGAUAAGUCCCAGUCUCCAUUGUCCAAGUCUGGCACCCCAUCCCCGUCCCACCGUGAUGCCCUUACCCCUGGAGCACCAGGAGCCCCAGGAGCCCCUGGUCCCAGCACCUCCUGCCUUCGUCUGGUCAGCAAAGCAGCAUCGAGUGCAGACCCCCUUGCUCUCCGCAGUCCCAUGUCUGUGCCCCCCGGUUCAUACCCGGCUCAUUUUGGCGUGGUGUCCCACGCAGGACUGAAUGGGGAGCUGGCCAGCCCAGGAGGUUUCGCCGGGGCUCUGACCCUCUCCCCACAAAUCAGCGCAGCAGCCAAUGCCUACUCCCGAAGCCCCAUGGUGGCGUAUGACUCUCGGUCUCACCUGAGGGCCCCAGGGCUGUCCUCCUCUUUGCCUGGUUCCUCUGGUGGCAAACCUGCCUACUCGUUCCACGUGAGUGCAGACGGCCAGAUGCAGCCGGUGCCCUUUCCCCCUGACGCCUUGCUGGGACCAGGAAUCCCACGCCACGCCCGUCAGAUUCACAGCCUGAACCACGGAGAGGUGGUGUGCGCCGUCACCAUCAGCACCUCGACGCGUCACGUCUACACAGGAGGCAAGGGCUGCGUCAAAGUGUGGGACAUCAGCCAGCCGGGGAGCAAGAGCCCCAUGGCCCAGCUGGACUGUCUGAACAGGGAUAAUUACAUCCGUUCCUGUAAAAUCCUCCCCGAUGGGCGAACCUUGAUUGUAGGAGGUGAGGCCAGCACGCUGUCGAUCUGGGAUUUGGCCACGCCCACUCCUCGCAUCAAGGCGGAGCUGACGUCGUCUGCUCCCGCCUGCUACGCUCUGGCCAUCUCCCCUGACAACAAGGUCUGCUUCUCCUGCUGCAGUGACGGAAACAUCGUCGUCUGGGACCUUCACAACCAGACUCUGGUCAGGCAGUUCCAGGGCCACACAGACGGAGCGAGCUGCAUCGACAUCUCCAACGACGGCACCAAACUGUGGACAGGAGGGCUGGACAAUACUGUCCGCUGCUGGGACCUCAGAGAGGGACGCCAGCUCCAGCAACACGACUUCACCUCGCAGAUCUUCUCUCUGGGCUACUGUCCGACAGGCGAGUGGCUGGCUGUGGGAAUGGAGAGCAGUAACGUAGAAGUCCUGCACGUCUCCAAACCUGACAAGUACCAGCUGCACCUCCACGAGAGCUGCGUUCUCUCCCUCAAGUUCGCCUACUGUGGGAAAUGGUUUGUGAGCACAGGAAAAGACAAUCUGUUGAAUGCAUGGAGGACACCUUAUGGAGCUAGUAUUUUCCAGUCCAAGGAGUCCUCUUCUGUGCUGAGCUGUGACGUCUCACCGGACGACAAGUACAUAGUGACGGGCUCUGGAGACAAGAAGGCCACGGUGUACGAGGUGGUGUACUGAGGGCCGUGACAAGAUAGGAAGAGACAGGCAGGAGAUUUUGGGGUGAUUUUUUCUUUUUUUGUGUGGGGGGGGGGGCAACCAGUCGCUCUUGAUCCUCAUUACAUCAGCAACAGCAGCACCCCCAUCUCGCUCCCCCUGACCCUUGCCCCAAAUACAUUACCCCCCCUCCCCCUUUUCGGUGUGAUAUAAACUACUGUGGAAGCUCCCAAAUGCCCCCCCCCCUUCCUCUUUCAGUUCAAGGAAGAAGCAUGAUAGCAGAGAGAAAGACAGAGAGAGAGGGAGGCAGAAAGGGAAACAGCGAGAUAAGAAGGACAAAGGAAAAGGGCGGUGGAGCAUAAAGAUAAGGUGGGGAAGCGAAUGAGGGAAAGACAAGGAGGAGAGAAAGUGAGAAGGAAGAGAAAUGACAGGGAGGAAGAGGAGGAGGAGGAGGAGGAGGGAGGCAGGGUAAUUAGGGCUGUUUCCUGAUUAAGAGCUCAGUGGAAGGGAGGCCCCCAGAGGAGGCGCGGAGCGGCACUGUGGGAGCGCCAGCCAGGAGCACUGAUACCACACAAUCGAUUCAUUAGCCAGACAGUGGAAGCCUUAAUGAGGCUGACGCCGCAGCUCGCUCUCCCCAGCGAGAGGUGUCAGGAGCUGGGGAAGGAUGACGCUCCGAGAUGGUGGGGGCUGCUUCAGAUGUCCUCACACACUGACGUGAAACAUGGACCUGCUCACAAAAACACACACAGACGCACACAAGGCUCACGUCAUCAAGCAACAAUACACAUACACACACGCACCACACACACACACACUAAGAUACACCCCCUUGAGGUAAUCACAGGAAGACAGAAACACACACACACAACACGCAGAGCACCCAAUUAAACAUUCAUCGUAGCGCUCCUCGUCUCACUGCUUAAUAUCUAUUUUAUUUUGGUCUGACAAAGGCAGCGUCUAAUGAGCAGCGGAGUCAAUGGGAUUCUCCCAGGGCCCACAGACACAAACAGAGAGCAUCAGCCGAGCUGUUCCCUCUAAUUCCUCUGGAUUGUUCUCCUGACACCGGGCGCUGCACUCACUCUCAUUAAAGGCACUGUCAGCUAGAUGAAGUAGCAGCACGCCAAGUUCACUGUAAGGCAGAAAAGAGGGCAAAUUAACACUCCCCGAUUAUGCUAUCAUCAGCAGCCAACUAAGCAGCGACUAAUCCGAAUCCUUUUAAAUUGUAUGCAACUAGUUGCUGUUGUCAUUUGCAAACCAGAUGAGAUUACGUGUUUAUCGGAGUCAUUACAUCCAUCUCUGCCUGCCUGCUGAUGUGCGAGUGUUCAAAGUGCUCUGGCUAAAUCUUCAGUAAGCUAUUGAUUAAAUGAGAUGCUAAAAAAAAAAAAAAUAACCCCUUAAAGGAAAAGUUCGACAUUUUGAGUGCUUAUUUGCUUUCUUGACAAGAUUUAGAUGAGAAGAUCAACACUCUUCUUGUUCGUAGGUCAAGUAUGAAGCUACUGCCAGUAGCAUGUCAACCUUAGCUUAAAGCCUGAAAACAGGUAAACUGUCACAAAAUCCAGCUACCAGCACCUUUCAAGUUCAACAAAAACUGAAGGGUGAAAAAAAAGACUAUUUCUUGUCCACUGGUUUCCACUUGGUCCCAGCCAAGAAAAAGUCAUAUGACAGCCCUGUAAAAUGGAGAAAUAUGUUACACUUCAAUUAUGAUUAAACAAGCAAGAUAAAAAGUUUUAAUUGGGGGGUCCACGGGUAAAUUUUGUUACCUUUAGCUAAGAGUUUCCAUUUGUUUCCUGUCUAUAUGUUGAGCUAAGCUAACAGCUAGCUAUAGCCUCAUAUUUACUGUGCAGAUGUUAAGACUGGUAUCAAUCUUCUCAUUGGCGUGUCAGCGAUAAAAGUGAAUAAGUGUCUUUCCAAAACAUCGAACUAUUCCUUUAAACUGGAUUACCUUACUUUUCACUCCUCCUUGUAUCAUAUUCCAAACUGGCAGGCAAACUGUUUAUCAGAGCUCUCUGCUUCUAUAGAACAUGCGUCAUCAGUGUGUAGAAUAAAAAGGCACAUCUCCAGCUUUUCUUUUAUUACUCAUUUAUUUCAGUAUUUUUUAUGAAUUGUGAUUGCUCGUCUUAUCUAACGAUAUGUUUAUGUAUUGGGGUUUGCCUAUGACUGUGUUACGGGUUUUGGGGGAGCAAACGGAGAGGGACGCACUCACACAUGGACGCUUACAAAGUCAAGUGGAACACAGGUGGGGAAAAUAUCUUUGUUCUGUUAUCUUUUUUUUUUUUUUUUUUUUUUUUUUUUAAAUCCUUGGUGAUGGUGACAAGCAGAGAAAAAAAAUAAGACCCUCUGUUUUCUGUCUUCUGUUUGUUGUUUCUUUUUCCAAAAGUGGUAUUAAAUGUGCUAUAGUCUAUUUUCAGUCCUUAUUGUGCAACUAAACUAUGUCUCUCUUGAGUCUGUGGUCAGUGUACAGCAGGCAUCGGCUGCGACAUGACGAUACAGAUUUAGCCAUCGAAGAGGUCCCACUUUUUAGUGCGUGCUUGUCGCGCUAAAACUCCACUUCUGCUGAUAGAGCGAGACACAUUCAGUGUUACUCAGUAGGUGCAGUGAAUGGUCUCACAGCAGCAGUUCUACAGAGGGAUGAAUUUUACAAUACAGUAAGCAGUUUAGUUCCAACUGUAUAAACUUUAAGCAGGAUCUUGUCUGCGUUUCACACUGCAGCCUGAGUGCAGGUUAGAAGAAUUACGAGGGACUUCUACAAUGGCUACUGUACCAGUGAAGAGUCAGAGAUCAUCUGUACAGUUUAAUGCCUUUGCCUGCCUCGCUCCCUUUCUGCUCGUCAGCCACAGGCAGACCUAAAUGUAAUUCUCAUACACAAGCUUGUAUAAUACUCAGAAUGAUGCUGUACAGUAUAAUGGCUAUGCAUUUGGUGGUAUAGCGUGAAUAUUCGGGACAUUGUAUUUGAUACUCUUCUUUAACUGUCAGUAACAACCCCCCCCACCCCCAACCCGCCUGUGCUUUCUCUGUUCCAACUCUAUAAAAAAAACGUUUUAUUUCCAUUUUACAAGCCCAUGUUUGGUUUCUCUUUUAAAAAGCCAAGGAACCUUUUUUUUUUUUUUUUUUUUUUUUAAAUGCACUGUGUCUUCUCCCCUCCUGAUGCGUUUCCCAUGUGCUGAACAAGAAAUACUGUGUGUGAAAAAUAAACCAAACUUGUGUUCAUCCUU